AUGACCGAGAAAGAUUUUUAUAAAAAAGCCGCUAUAUAUUGGGCUAAUGUGCCGGCAACAAUAGAUGGAGUACUCGGUGGCUUUGGUAGCUUCUCUGACAUUGACAUUGAUGAAUCUAGGGCGUUUUUAAACAAAGUGCUAAGUUCCGCUAAUCCGCCGGCCACAAAACUGGCUCUCGAUUGCGGGGCUGGUAUUGGGCGGGUAACAAAACACUUGCUAAUUCAUUAUUUCGAUAAAAUAGAUCUCGUGGAACCGGAUUUAAAGUUCAUUACCGAAGCUAAGAUUAAUAUCGGUGAUGACGUUACGAAGCUAGGAACCCUGUACCAGACUGGACUUCAAAACUUUAGACCGCACAAAAACUAUGACGUUAUCUGGUGCCAAUGGGUUCUUGGACAUUUAAAUGACUCCGAUCUCAUAAAGUUCUUAAACCAAAGCAAAGAAGCACUAUCCAAAAAUGGUUUAAUAAUUAUUAAAGAAAAUAUAACAACAUCUAAAGAAGUUGAAUACGACGAAGAUGAUUCAUCCGUGACACGACCACUUGAACUGAUGACGAAAAUUUUUGAUCAAGUUAACCUUCGAAUAAUUCAUUCCGAUAUACAGUUGCUGUAUUUACUUUGA
Molecule: messenger RNA, 618 nt
Organism: Bombyx mandarina (wild silkworm)
Lineage: Eukaryota; Metazoa; Arthropoda; Insecta; Lepidoptera; Bombycidae
Product: N-terminal Xaa-Pro-Lys N-methyltransferase 1
Biological process (GO): rRNA modification; N-terminal protein amino acid methylation
Cellular component (GO): cytoplasm
Molecular function (GO): rRNA (adenine-N6,N6-)-dimethyltransferase activity; N-terminal protein N-methyltransferase activity
Source: RefSeq, a predicted model, not a curated record